CGAUAUUCAGAUGUUCAGUCAUGUGGUGAAAUAGCUCACCAGCAACCAGAGAGCCCCAGUCUCUGAGAGAACAGCAGAAGCAGAGUUUCAAAGCGUGAAAGGACCGCAAAAAGUCAGAGAUUUUAAUAAGUGAGAGGGACCAGCCAGAGAGAGAAAAUCAACGUUCUUAAGAUUCCAAGAGGUCGGAGGAUUUGACAAGUUCACAUUUAAGGAACAGUACUACUUCCUCUGUGUGAAACAGGUGCCUAAAGAAAAUUCACUGACAUUCUGUAGCUUUUGCUGAAACAAUCAUGACUGGAUCCAGAGGUUCAGUUCUUCAAACAUUCCUCAGUCUGGUCAUAAUGUCUCAGCUCAGUGUCUGCACCAAGGAGCCAAUGUUGGCGUCCACAGUCACCCUGGGCAAUACUGACGAUUAUGAUUACACAUCUGAUCCGGACGAUGUGGAUUAUGGUCAGUUUGUUCUGCAGUGUCAGAAAGCUGAUGUCCGGUCUUUCCGCCAAUCUUUCCUCCCUGCCAUUUAUGCAGUAAUCACUGUGCUCGGAUUCCUGGGCAACGGGCUGGUUGUCAUCACGUACAUUUACUUCAAACGGUUGAGGACAAUGACUGAUGUUUAUCUCCUGAAUUUGGCCUUGGCUGACCUCCUGUUCCUUUUCACAUUGCCCUUCUGGGCGGUCAGUGUGGUUAAACACUGGAUCUUUGGUCAGGUGAUGUGUAAGACUGUCUAUGUGCUGUAUCGUGUCAGCUUCUUCAGUGGCAUGCUGCUUCUCAUGUGUAUCAGCAUUGACAGAUACUUCUCCAUUGUACGGGCAGCUUCAGCUCACCGGCACCGUUCCAAGGCUGUAUACUACAGUAAGAUUGUGUCGGUGUGUGUCUGGCUUUUUUCCCUGCUUCUAUCCUUGCCUGAACUGCUCUACAGUGACCAAAAGCAAAGUGACAAUGGUAUGCUAUGCAAAAUGAACCUGGACAACAGCACAAUCGUCUUCACCGCUGGCACCCAGUUAGCAGUGGGAUUCUUUAUCCCUCUUGUAGUCAUGCUCUUCUGCUAUUGUGUCAUUAUUAAGACCUUACUGUUGGCCAGGAAUUUUGAAAAGAACAAAGCAAUCAAGGUGAUCAUUGCUGUGGUCCUUGUUUUCCUCAUGUUCCAAUUACCCUACAACAGUGUCAUGCUGAUGGACACGAUUAAUGAUGUUAAUGCCACUGUGGCAGACUGCGACUUCAGCAAACAAAUGAAUAUUGCCAUUGAUAUCACCAAGAGCCUGGCCUAUGUGAGAUGUUGCCUUAACCCUUUCCUCUACGCUUUCAUCGGAGUGAAAUUCCGCCAUGACCUGCUCAAACUGAUGAAGGAGUUGGGUUGUAUGAGCAGUGAGAGGCUGAUAAGCUACGUCAACGUCAAGGCCACUUUGACCAGCAAGAGGGGUUCCAUCGCCACUGAUACAGACAGCACAACUACUUUCUCACCAUGAAAGCACACUGAACCCUCAUCACAAACUGAAAUUAUUUUCUGAAAGUCUUGUUGCUUGGACAGUAACGCAGAACGAGACAAGGAUCUUCCAAAAAGGAGAGAUUUUCAUGAAAUGUUUUUCAUCAGCAAAGUUAAUCCUGGAAGCUGCCCUGGUUUAGCUUUCUCUGUAACUGAGAUAUUAAUCUCAUCAAUGUCGUGUCCGGAAUCGCUGCUGCAAACACUGACCAGCCACUCAUUCUGUUUCAAAAUGUUCCUGAACAGAUGGGACAAUUCUUCAAUUUCCUGAUUCAUUAACUUCAAAUUUAAUCUUCCUCCCACUCUGCCCUGCUCAUCACGUUUCACAAUCUGGUGGAAUAAUGUACAGGUAACCAACAGACUUGGCAACUUGCUGAUGUUACACAACCUCCCUAAUCCCUGUGACUCUCACUACCCUGACAGGUUAUUCUGCUAUCCACACACUGGGGCAUAAACCUAGUCCCCUCACCAAAGUCAAAGUGAGAAAAUCUUCCAUCAGAGAUCUCCCGAUACUGCUUGGUGAAAUAAAGUUUUGUGUCUCCCUUGUUGCAGACAGUUGUUGUAUUUUGUGAUAAUUAUAAAACAUAUUGUUUGAAUAGUUUAGCUUGUGAUAUUUGCAUAUUCAGAUCCAUCAUUCACCAGAGCUCCAGUGAGACAUGGACUGUGAUGGCUCUGCCAUGUUGAGCCAUAGGAGAUAAUCCACAACAAUGUUGAGAGGUUUGGGGAGCAGACUGAGAGAUUACUGCCAGGUGUCAAUAUCUGUUAUGAACAGGUUCACUGCACAACCUCAAUGACAGGAUUGAGGGAGUUGACCGGUGUUUUGGUUAUCAGUUUGUGUGGAACUGUGUUAGUGUUUUAUGGGAAGCUUAUCACAUAGAGUUCACAGCUCAGGAUAUUGAGGAGUGAGAGUAACUCUGGUUUUCCUGUCAGAAAGUCUGUUUGAAAGAGGCAUUUCCCACAAGUUUUGAGUCACAACACAAUGUUACCUGGCAGCAAGGCAUCUCCACGUGGGUCUAGACUCUCCCCCUCAAGCCCUCAGUCCCUCUGGUUUCAUAGCGACAGCAUUUCACAUAAAGUCCUUGGUCAGUUUACUCCUUUACCUCCUCUGUGAAGGAAUAGAUGUGUGUACUUCAGAACGCCCCACCACCCACACCCAACUGCCCAGUACCAAAUCCUAAAACUCUAGCUCCAACACUGACUCCUGUCCCCGGCCCCCACCUCCAAUGCUCAGCUCCAACCCUCCACUGAUUUACAAUAAGGUCUAAGAUGAAAAUCUCCAGGCAGGCCGGAGGACAAAGGCAUUCCCAGUGAAAUCCAUUGCCAGAACACAACAGAAAUGCAUGCAGCUUUAGAAUCUAUGCAUUUCCAGAAUGUUCCACUUUAAAAUUCAUUUCUUUGUUUUCAAAUCUUUCUGUGGUCUCAUCCCUCCCUAAUUCUGUAACCUCCCCCAGUGCCAUAUCCCUCCAGGAUCUCUGUCCUUCUCUAAUUCUGACUUCUGGAACAUCCCAGAUUUUAAUCACUCCACUGUUGCUGGCCGUGCCUUCAGCUGCCUGGGCCCUAAGCUCUGGAACUCCCUCUCUGAACCUCUCCAUUUUCCUCUACCUCAUGUUCCUCUUUUAAGAUGCUCCUUAAAACCUACCUCUUUGACAAAACUUUUCGUCAUCUGUCCAGAUAUCUCCUUACGUGGCUCAGUGUUAAAUAUUGUUUUGUUAAGCUCCCUAUGAAAAUGACUUUUCAAGAUUUACUGUACUUUUCCCAAUUAUAUAAAUGCAAGUUCUUUAAAUUUUGUAAUUUGUAGAAAUUAAAACUAUUAUUGACUGUCAGUGAUAAAGAUGCUUACAAUUGGAUCCUUUUCCGUGAAUGUAUUUUUUUUAUUGCUGUGUGAUGUGCUGUUUAAACACAUUUCUUAUGGAUUUUUCAAUAUAGUUAAGCAAAUCUAUUGUUAAUCUUAAUUUAGUUUCUGUAUCAUGUUAUUUUGACUGUAUUGAGGAAACGUUUCGGGAUAACAAAUAUUUUUUAUCUAAAUCUUUAUUGUAAAAGAAUUGUUUCCCUUAGAAUAAAGGUUUGUGUUAAUGUGUUCUGGUUUA
Messenger RNA from Carcharodon carcharias (great white shark), 3564 nucleotides. RefSeq names its product chemokine (C-C motif) receptor 7 (gene ccr7). The coding region runs from base 291 to 1463 and encodes 390 amino acids. Gene Ontology annotation, molecular function: chemokine (C-C motif) ligand 19 binding; C-C motif chemokine 19 receptor activity; chemokine (C-C motif) ligand 21 binding. NCBI's taxonomy places the organism in Eukaryota, Metazoa, Chordata, Chondrichthyes, Lamniformes, Lamnidae. The transcript is spliced from 3 exons. Gene Ontology annotation, cellular component: membrane. Gene Ontology annotation, biological process: inflammatory response; immune response; chemotaxis. The record is from RefSeq and is a predicted model, not a curated record.